CAGAUCUCUUGUUCUUCAAGCGAAGAUAUAUCCGAAAAUCUUCUCCAGAUGAGCGUUACUGGCAGACGCCCGAGUGCCAAAAACAACUCCUAGCUGUUGUUAUGAAGGUUUUCUUGCUCCGAAGAGACUGACAACGAAUUGUAAAACAGCAAGGGACAUGCCUUGUAAGCAGUAACAUUUUCACUGUUGGAUUUGUGAAAAGCAUGAUUUCAAAUGGAGGCUGAUCACAUCAUCAGGAUUACAACAUCAGGAACAACUGGCGACAACUAAACAGCUCAUCUGAUUUUAAUUUAAACUACUCCAAUAAUGUUAUCUCAGACUUGCGAGGCUUAUGACCAAUCAGUUUUCUACUUCUACAACAAAACUGGGAAGCCCAUUACACCAGACUGGCGCACACAUGACUUUGUGGUGGUCGGACUUGGGAUCCCGAUAUGCCUCUUUAUUAUUCUUGCAAACAUGCUGGUAAUAGCUGCCAUCAUCAUCAACCGGCACUUCCACUUUCCAAUUUAUUACCUUCUUGGGAACAUGGCAGCUGCGGACCUUUUUGCCGGAAUCUCCUAUCUAUACCUUGUGUUCCAUACCGGGCCAUGGACUAUCAGUUUGACAGUGAAAGAGUGGUUUUUCCGUGGAGCUUUGAUUAAUAUGAGUCUCACUGCCUCUGUGGUCAACCUAUUGGCUGUGGCUGUGGAGCGUCAUCAGACCAUCUUUACCAUGCAGCUCCACAGCACCAUGACAAAGCGCCGUGUGUUGAUGCUGAUAGUUACCAUAUGGUUGGUGGCAAUCGUUAUGGGCCUGGUGCCCACCAUGGGCUGGAACUGUGUUUGUGACCUGUCCACCUGCUGCACUGUAGCUCCACUUUACUCACGCAGCUUCCUAAUAUUCUGGGCUCUUCUCAAUCUCCUGGCCUUCUUCAUUAUGGUGGCUGUGUACAUCCACAUCUUCAUAUAUGUCCGCCGUAGGAGCCAACAAAUGUCCCCUCAUAUCGAUCAGCCCUCACAUAAUCAGACUGUGAUCAGCCUUAUGAAGACCAUGUCCAUAAUUUUGGGUGCAUUUGUGAUCUGUUGGACGCCAGGUCUGGUCAUUCUAUUACUGGACGGUCUUAGUUGUACGGGCUGUGAGGUUCUUAAAUAUGAGAAGUACUGCCUGGUCCUGGCCGAGUGUAACUCUUUAGUGAACCCCAUCAUCUACUCUUUUCGGGACAAGGACAUGCGGGCCACCUACAAACACAUUUUCUGCUUCCCUUGGAGAAGAAUGCAUCAGCAUGAGGGGCCUUCUGGCAUCCGCUUCGAGCCUGUGAAUAUGGGCUGAAUCUGAGAAAAACAGCAAUAACUCCAUGUGCAUUGUCUUUAUAGAAAAGUAUUUCUUUGUGUAAAUAAAUGACUUUACAUCUGCUUAGUUAAAUGAUCACUGUGUACAGAGUAAAUAAUACUUACAUUUUUGAUAGUUUGUUUGGUGCAUGUUUUGUCUGUGUGACAGUCGAUUUAUUGAGGGGUAGGGUCUUUUUUUGUCCAUUAGUUAUGAGGAAUGGGCUGUUUGGUGCAUAUACAGGAAGCAGUUCUUUCCCCAAGCUCAUGCAUUAGCCUAAAAAUCAUCAAAUGGCUUUUUGGACCAAUUUAUUUAGCUGGAAAAUUUUAAAACAUCAGCUAGAAAAGAAAAACCGUUGAAAGAAAAAUUGUCAAAAUUGACAAUUUAUCUUUUGUUCAUUUUGCUGUAUUAUGGCCAAAAACAAUUAGAGGUGCUUAUUUUUAACAAACCCCUUACCCGUUCUUA
Xyrauchen texanus (razorback sucker) is the source of this 1770-nucleotide messenger RNA. RefSeq names its product lysophosphatidic acid receptor 1-A-like. The record is from RefSeq and is a predicted model, not a curated record. Lineage: Eukaryota; Metazoa; Chordata; Actinopteri; Cypriniformes; Catostomidae. Gene Ontology annotation, biological process: G protein-coupled receptor signaling pathway. Gene Ontology annotation, molecular function: lysophosphatidic acid receptor activity. Bases 307 to 1308 code for a protein of 333 amino acids. The transcript has 3 exons. Gene Ontology annotation, cellular component: membrane.